This is a messenger RNA of Plasmodium gonderi, 861 nucleotides long. RefSeq names its product variable surface protein. Bases 1 to 861 code for a protein of 286 amino acids. The record is from RefSeq and is a predicted model, not a curated record. Lineage: Eukaryota; Apicomplexa; Aconoidasida; Haemosporida; Plasmodiidae. The transcript is spliced from 3 exons.
AUGGCAGAUAAUAUUGUACCCCUGAAAUAUAAUGAUAUGCGUGGAUAUAAAUUUCUACCUGACUUUCCUCGUUGUGAGAAAAUUAUACAGAUGAAUAAAGACGUUUCUGUAAAUACAUAUAAAGAUGUUUGCUCUUCUAUUGCGAGUAAAUUUAAGGGCAAUAAUAAUAAUCUAUUUAUUCAAGAAAUAUGCCCCAAAUCUCUUUCAUAUUUAUAUGAUGUGAAUGUUAAGGGUACAUAUAUCGAAUAUAGAAAAGCAGGAUGUAUAUACUUUCCAUAUUGGUUAUAUUAUUCUCUUAAAAAAAUCAAUUAUAGUGACUAUACAAAAGAUAUUUACAAUGAAAUGAUAAAGACAUAUCCCCUUAAUCUGGGUUUUCAAACAAAAUUUUGUACUGAUUAUGAAAUAAAAACAAAUGAACAAUUGGAAGAUCUUAUAUUUUUAUAUAAUACAUAUAAAUGCAUUAAAGGUAUAAAAACACAUAAUGUAUCUGAGAAUUACAAUGGAUAUUGCGAUAUAUUAAAAAAAAUUAUAAAUGAAAAUCAAAAACCUAUGCCGCAAGAAGUUCAUGAGAGGGCUCAAUCGCAAAAAUCAACAACUGAGGUAAAUAAUAUACAAGAAAUAACAUGUUCUUGUCGAUCCAAUAUUGUAAAUAUUAUUGCAAUUACAAUAAUUUUAACGUUACUAAUAUUGUUUUUUUUGUUAUUUUAUACUUCAUAUGGUUCAUUAUUGCGCCAAAGAAUAAAAUGGAUAAGAAAAAAGCUUGAUAAUAUUUCUAAUAUAAGGAAUACAACGAAACCAAUCGAAGUACCCACAAAUAUUUUCAACAGUAGGAUCUAUGAUAUGCUGUAUAAUCAAUCCUAA